This is a messenger RNA of Marmota monax (woodchuck), 3026 nucleotides long. It is a transcript of the gene Rab6a, whose product is annotated as RAB6A, member RAS oncogene family. Lineage: Eukaryota; Metazoa; Chordata; Mammalia; Rodentia; Sciuridae. Gene Ontology annotation, molecular function: GTP binding; GTPase activity. The coding region runs from base 424 to 1050 and encodes 208 amino acids. The record is from RefSeq and is a predicted model, not a curated record. The transcript is spliced from 8 exons.
CGGCGGCAGCUGUGGGAGUCGGGGCGCUGCGUGUGAAAGGUCCCAGACGCGUCUGCGGUUCCGGCCCCGCCACCCUCAGCCUCUCCCACCCUAGUCUCGGUGCCAGGUGCUGAGGGAAGAGACGGCGCUAGCCUCGGGAGCCCCGCACACACCCCUGGCUGCCUCCGACACCGCCCUCCUUCCCUUCGCUGCGGCUGGCCUCGCUCGGUGCUAGGCUACUCUGCGGGAAGGCGGCGUCGGCGGCGACGGCUGCGUGCUGUGGAGAAUCCUGCUGCCCUCCGGCCUUGCUCCUUCGCCUGGCCCUGCGGGGGCCGAGAGAACUCGGCGCCCGCCCUUCCGCUCGCCUUCUUCGUCAGCCGGUUGGAGCAGCGUCGGUCCGGGAGGUCUCUGGGCUGAGGCGGCGGCAGCUCCUCCGGCUCCAUCAUGUCCGCGGGCGGAGACUUCGGGAAUCCGCUGAGGAAAUUCAAGCUGGUGUUCCUAGGAGAGCAGAGCGUUGGAAAAACAUCGUUGAUCACCAGAUUCAUGUAUGACAGUUUUGACAACACUUAUCAGGCAACAAUUGGCAUUGACUUUUUAUCAAAAACCAUGUACUUGGAGGAUCGAACAGUACGAUUGCAAUUAUGGGACACAGCAGGUCAAGAGCGGUUCAGGAGCUUGAUUCCUAGCUACAUUCGUGACUCCACUGUGGCAGUUGUUGUUUAUGAUAUCACAAAUGUUAACUCAUUCCAGCAAACUACAAAAUGGAUUGAUGAUGUCAGAACAGAAAGAGGAAGUGAUGUUAUCAUCAUGCUAGUAGGAAAUAAAACAGAUCUUGCUGACAAGAGGCAAGUUUCAAUUGAGGAAGGAGAGAGGAAAGCCAAAGAACUGAAUGUUAUGUUCAUUGAAACCAGUGCAAAAGCAGGAUACAAUGUAAAGCAGCUCUUCCGACGUGUAGCAGCGGCUUUACCUGGAAUGGAAAGCACACAGGACAGAAGCAGAGAAGACAUGAUUGACAUUAAACUGGAAAAGCCUCAGGAGCAACCAGUUAGUGAAGGAGGCUGUUCCUGCUAAUCCCUCAUGGCAUCUUCAACCCUUCUCCAGAAGCUCACUGCUUUGGCUCCCGUACUCUUUCAUUGACUGCAGUGUGAAUAUUGGCUUGAACCUUUUCCCUUCAGUAAUAACGUAUUGCAAUUCAUCAUUGCUGCCUGUCUCGUGGAGAUAAUCUAUUAGCUUCACAAGCACAAAAAAGUCAGUGUCUUCAUUAUUUAUAUUUUACAAAAAGCCAAAAGAUUCCAGCAUAUUCCAGUGAUAACCUUAAAGAUCAGAUACAUUUUCUUAACAUUUUUCUUUUUUUAAUGUUAUGAUAAUGUACUUUAAAAUGAUGGAAAUCUCAACAAUAUGAGCAUGGCUUGGUUAAGGAGCAGUAUGUUCUCAGCAGCAUUUACCUACCUACUUGAUCUUUCCCUGCUUUUCUCACCUCUCUCUUAUCUGCAUUCCCUAUUCUCACCCUCCCACAAAGCAAACAGGAGGUGGCAAUGCAGCAAACCCAUUGGAAUUAUCUUUCAGUUUUAUAGAUAGCCACUUGCUCUAGGCCAAGAUGUCCAAAAUUAUUCUUGAGCACUGAUAUAAAUUACUUAGACCUUCUUUGAGAUCAAAACUUAGCCAUCAUGGUGGGCAAUGCUUAAAUGAGGAAAGGGUUCUGGUGUGUCCUCAAAAUGAGUCCUAAUGAACAUACUGAGUACUUACAAGUAGAUGAGCAUAAAAUUUAUUUUUGACCAAGACAAAUGACCCUUUCACAUGUACUUUAUUAGACUCUGGGAGAAAAAAAAUAACCAAAUGCUUCAGAACAAGUUUUUAAUAUUUAAUUAUUCAUGAUAAAAUCAGUUCCAAUUAACUCUUUCUCCCAAGGUUUUUAAAAUUGUUGAGAUAGCUAUUGUUUGUUUUAAAACAAAAAACUCCACCUCACCCUUUUGAGCAAUAGAUUUUGCUUGUAUUUUCUUUCUUUUAAAAAAUGCUAUGCAGGCAAGGCAUUGUGAAAAUCAAAUUCCUUUAAGAAACAGUGGAAGAAUUUAAAUUUGAUGACUUGAUCAAAACUAUAACAAAUAGAAAUAAUGAUAUCUAAAGCUUACCCAUAAAAGAACCCUCACAGAAUAGCAAAUAUCCUACUCUGAACAUUUGAAGUCAAAAUUAAAAUGGAAAUAAUUUUCUUGUAAGCCCCUAGAGGCAGAUAAGAACAUUGAAAAGGGAAAGGAGAGAAUGGAAAUAAAAGUCAAUAUUAUGCAGAUUUAUGCCUUAUUUUUUAGCAUUUUUUUAAAUGUUGGGUCUUUCAAGCUGGUUUUGCUUUUUAUUAGAUCUGUAUAGUUUGGUUAAUUAACUAGUGAUUUAGUUUUAUAUUUAAGCUACAAUUAAUCUUUUUCUUUGGUGAUAUUUAUUUCUUUGCCUUUUUUUUUUUUUUUAACUUUGAAUUUUUAGAUGUUUUGGUGAAUCUUUUUAGAGCUUCAUCACCAUGGCAAUAUGCAUUUCCCUUAAAACACUGCAAACAAAUAUACUAGGAGUGCACCCUUUUAAUCUUUACUAGUUAUUGUGAGAUUGCUGUGUAAGUUAAUAAACACAUAUGUAAAUACAUUGUUUGCAGGGAGAAAAUUUCUGAGUUAAAGCUCAGGAAAAGCCUGCUGAAUUUAUGUUGUAAGCAUUACUUAACACAGUAUAAAGAUGAAAAGACAACAAAAAUAACUUCAUACUUCAUCGUCUUCUCAUUGCUACAAAACCCUUAACUCAGAAAACCUUGCUCCCCUCUAUUCCUCUUCCUCCUUCACUUUUCACUUAUUGUCACCUUGUAAUAUUCAGAGAGCACUUGGAUUAUGGAUCUGAAUAGAGAAAUGUUUUCAGGUAAUCAUUAGCCCACAUACCUGUAACUUAUACUCAAAGAUGAGAUGGAGUUGUAAAGUGCUUUUAUAAUACAAUAUUAUUGUUAAAAGCAAGGAUUGACUCUUUUUGUUUUAUUUUGACAUGGCAUGUCCUAAAAUAAAUAUCAAUUCAAUAUGGCA